Pipistrellus nathusii (Nathusius's pipistrelle) is the source of this 1824-nucleotide messenger RNA. NCBI's taxonomy places the organism in Eukaryota, Metazoa, Chordata, Mammalia, Chiroptera, Vespertilionidae. The record is from the annotation of a GenBank genome assembly.
AUGGACCGUGGCGGCCUCCUGCCCUUCCAGCUGUGGUGCCCUCGGCCCUUUGGCACCUACUCCCAGAACCAGCCGCGCCCGCCUUCCACAGCCCUCAAGCCGCCAGCCUGUUCCGAGUCGGGCAGCAGGGCUGAGCCGGACCACGGGCCCGCCCACUCCGAGAACACACCGCCCGCCUCGGCCACGGAGGCCCCUUCCUCCCAGCCUGCCCCCCUCCUCUCGGCAGCAGCUGCCGGCGAUGAGGGCCGAGUCCUGCUGGACACGUGGUACGUUAUCAAGCCCGGGAAUACGAAGGAGAAGGUGGCCUUCUUCGUGGCCCACCAGUGCGGCGGCGGCGGCGGCAGCCGGGCCAGCUCCAUGAAGGUCAAGGGGCACUGGGGCAGCGACAGCUCCAAGGCCAAGCGGAGGAGGCGCUGUCUCGAGCCUACGAGAGCUCCCCCGGACCCGGGGGGCCGGGAGGGGCCCCCUGCCGCUCAGGGGGCCCCGGCCGCAGCCACCGAGGACGUGGACCUGCUCUCCGUGGCUGAGAUGGUGGCCCUGGUGGAACAGCGGGCGGCCCUGGCCCUGCAGAACUACCCGCACCCCGGCCCCCCGGCGCCCGUGGUCUUUGUGUCGGCAGAGCAGGGCGGCUCCGCCGAGGGGCUGGGGCCCCAACGGCGGUCUGGUGGCGGGGACUGCAGCCGUGUGGCCGAGGCGGUGGCUCAUUUCGAGGCCCAGCGGGACAACCCUCCGGCCAAGGGCCUCCGCAAGGAGGAGAGGCCCGGGCCAGGCCCCGGGGAGGUACGCAUCGCCUUCCGGAUCUCCAGCGGCCGAGAGCCCCGUGCGCCAGACGGCAGCUUGCCCAGCGGGAGUGGGGGCCGGCCGGGCUGUGCCUACCCGGGCAGCCCAGGACCGGGGGCCCGAGCCAAGGACAAGAUUACCUGUGACCUGUACCAGCUCAUCAGCCCCUCUCGGGACGCCCUCCCUAGCAACGUGGAGUUCCUUCUGGCCAGGGCGGACGAAGCCAGCGAGGGGGAGGCCCCGGCCCCUGCCAGGCCCGAGGACACUCCCCCGGCACCCCCUCCACCCCCCGCCCGGGACUGCGGAGCAUCCGGCUUCCACGUGGACGUGGUGGUGACGGGCGUGGUGGACGAGUGCAUCUUCUUCGGCAAGGACGGUACCAAGAAUGUGAAGGAGGAGACGGUGUGCCUGACGGUCAGUCCUGAGGAGCCGCCCCCACCCGGCCAGCUCUUCUUCCUCCAGUCCCGGGGGCCGGACGGGCCUCCCGAGCCACCCCCAGCGGACUCGCCGGCCACUGCCCCAGGCCCGGAGGACGCUGAGGGCACGGCAGACACCUCCCUGUGCCGCCUGUACCGGCACGUGUCGCACGACUUCCUGGAAAUCCGCUUCAAGAUCCAGAGACUGCUGGAGCCGCGGCAGUACAUGCUUCUGCUUCCCGAGCACGUGCUGGUCAAGAUCUUCAGCUUCCUGCCCACCCGGGCCCUGGCCGCCCUCAAGUGCACCUGCCACCACUUCAAGGGCAUCAUCGAAGCGUUUGGCGUUCGGGCCACGGACUCGCGCUGGAGCCGAGACCCCCUGUACCGCGAUGACCCUUGUAAGCAGUGCCGCAAGAGGUACGAGAAGGGCGACGUGUCCCUCUGCCGCUGGCACCCCAAGCCCUACCACCAUGACCUGCCUUACGGACGCUCCUACUGGAUGUGCUGCCGCCGAGCCGAUCGGGAGACGCCUGGCUGCCGCCUGGGUCUGCACGAUAACAACUGGGUGCUGCCCUGCAAUGGGCCUGGCGGGGGCGGGGGCCGGGCUGGCCGGGAGGAGGGGAGGUGA